AUGGAGAUUGAUCUAUUAAAUCCUAAUCCACAAGUUGAAGCUCAAAAACAUAAGCUCAAACGUCUAAUCCAAAGUCCGAAUAGUUUCUUUAUGGAUGUUCGCUGUCCUGGGUGUUUACAGAUUACAACCGUGUUUAGUCAUGCUCAAAGUGUCGUCUUUUGUGGUAAUUGUUCAGCUCCUUUAUGCCAACCAACAGGAGGCAGGUGUAAAUUGACAGAUGGAUGUUCUUUCCGUCGUAAGAAUGACUAG
Molecule: messenger RNA, 249 nt
Organism: Cryptosporidium muris RN66
Lineage: Eukaryota; Apicomplexa; Conoidasida; Eucoccidiorida; Cryptosporidiidae
Product: 40S ribosomal protein S27, putative
Exons: 1
Coding region: 1-249 (82 amino acids)
Biological process (GO): ribosomal small subunit assembly; translation
Cellular component (GO): ribosome; cytosolic small ribosomal subunit
Molecular function (GO): structural constituent of ribosome; RNA binding
Source: RefSeq, a predicted model, not a curated record